Molecule: messenger RNA, 840 nt
Organism: Culicoides brevitarsis
Lineage: Eukaryota; Metazoa; Arthropoda; Insecta; Diptera; Ceratopogonidae
Exons: 4
Coding region: 1-840 (279 amino acids)
Source: RefSeq, a predicted model, not a curated record
AUGGCAUUGCCAGGUAUGGUUUCAGCAUUAUUGGCUCCAAAGAUGAUUCAUUCACAUUUAAGAUUGCAAAGUAUCACAUUUUUCAACAUGAUGCUGGAAGUUCUUAUCAAAAAAAGCGAAUUAAAAAUUGUAAAAUUAAUACGAAAAUCAAAAAUAUUUUGUACAUUUACAUUUAUGAUAAUCAGUGGAAUUAUCAUGAAUUUCCUCCAAAAAGGAAACAUAAACCAGUUUUGGUUAAUUAGUCCUGCGAAAGUUAAAAAUAAUGAAAAUACGAAGCAUUGCUCACAUGAAGGAAAAUCUUGUUUGAAUUACUUGAAAGACGGUAUUAUAAAGUACACGACUCUCGGACUCAUAUUAGAAAUUUCACGACGAUGCAUCUCCUUGUUUUCUAUUCUAUUCAAAAAUCCUUUCAAAUUUUUAUCUACUGUUGUGUCAAGUUUGAAAUUUCGUUUAACAUUGUUUUUAGCGUGCUACGUCGGAAUAUUUAGGAUGGUUUCAUGUCUCUUAUGUUUUUCUAAGAAAAAAGACAGUCCAGAUCAUAGCAAAAUAGCAGGUUUUUUCAGUGGAAUCGCCUUUUUUAUAUAUCCUCAAUAUCAAAUUUACACAUUGGCUUUAACUAAAUGUGUAGAGAUAUCUUGGAAUUAUGCUUCUCAAAAAAUUAAAUCAUCAAGUUCUUCAACUUUAUUGUUCAGCCUUGUGAAAAGGAUACAGACUGUGCCGAUCUUAUGGUUGAUGAGGUUUAUAUCGUUGGGCGUGAUGUACCACACUGCUCUCUUUUAUCCACACUUAAGUCCAGCGUUCAACCACAAGGCUUUUAAUUUAUGUUCUAACGACGCGUAA